Molecule: messenger RNA, 3875 nt
Organism: Chara braunii
Lineage: Eukaryota; Viridiplantae; Streptophyta; Charophyceae; Charales; Characeae
Source: the annotation of a GenBank genome assembly
CUUACCCUGUGGUCCUUAGGAAKUCGGUCAGUAGGUUUGUGUCCRGGUAGGUCCAAGUGGUGAGGAGUGGGACCUYUGUCGURCACCUGACACCACCAUGGUAGACACCCGGYGCGGCACCUCCACUAUGCCGUACACAAAGGAGGAGGAGGCGAAGAUGGYCGCCAUCCUGCAGGAGAGAAAGGAGAAGGAGGCCAAGAAGAAGGCCUUGAAGGAGGAGCAGGCGGCCAAAUUGAAGAAGAUGGAAGAAGAGAUGGCCAGGGAGAAAGAGAGGUUAAAGAAGGAAGAAGAAGAGAAAUUGAAGGCGGUGGAUGAAGAAGAGGACGGUCCGCCACUGCAAAGGAGUAGUGGGCAGCCCAGUAGUAGUACCGGUGGAGACCUGGACAAGAGGAUAUCUGAAUGGGCUGCCAACCUGACUGUGGGAGAAGAGGAAGAGGUUCACGCAGACCAAUAUGACUUUAGCAGAAGUCGGGACAUAGAUGUGCGCUCGAUACGGUUGGGCUUUCGAGACUUUGCUCAUGAGCUGGUAGGCGUCGUUGGAGCCGAGGUGGGUCACCGCCUCGACAAGACUGAGCGGUUCUGCACUGGCGCCAUUCAAGGCGUCAAGGCGGCAGCUCCUAAGGAGGAGGAAGCACGUCCUCCUCGCCGGGAGCCUGUCAAAGUCAAGUUCCCCGAUUCCUACAGUGGGAAGAGGGAGGAAAACUUUGACAAUUGGGAGGCCAACGUUAAGACCUAUGUGCACUUGCAACAGGUCUCCCCAGAUCAGCAAGUCCUAAUUGCUAUCCACGCGCUGAGAGAUGAGGCCGCCAGUUUUGCAAGGUCCCUAGUUUGCGCUGCCAACUGUAGUGAUGAUCCCAUUGCGUACUCCUCAUUUACGUCCCUCACCGAAUUCCUGAAGCUGCUGCGCGAGCGAUUUGCAGAUGUCGCUCGCAGUGUCAAGGCCUCAGAUAAGCUCCAAACCAUCCAUUCUCGUAAAUGGAAGAGUGUCACGGCACUCAAGGGUACAAUGGAUGAGUUGGUGGCCGUCCCUGACCAUGGGGUCACAGAGGGCCAGUUGGUCAACCUCUUUUACCGGACUAUGCCCGAAGCCUUUCGAGGGCAGUUCUUCGCGAAGAGCGAAGACCCUGCCACCACUUACGAUUCCCUUAGUCGUGAGGUGGUGGCUUUUGAAGCGAACUGUCCUGAAACUGCUUAUGUUAAAGUUUCGCUAGACACCUCCCUCACAGGUGUGGCCGAAGAGUUGAAGGAGAGGAUCCCCGCCUGGGCCAAGAUGAAGAAGGAGAACAAAGGGCAGCUUAUAUUACUAGAUACAGAGAUUUUUAGAAGUAGAGUAGGGGCCCUAGUAGACUCAGGGGCCACUCGCAGCUAUAUUAGUAGGAAAGCGCUGCAAAAGUUGAGGCUCGGACUUAAAAUCCAGAAACUGACAGUCCCCAUAGUUAGUAUCCUCGCGGACAAUCGUACUAUGAUUGUAGAGGGUUACGUAGAGGGAGUCCAGGCGUAUUUCCGCCUAGAGAAAGAUGGGAAAGCGAAGAAGGUCCUCCACUCCCUGACUCUCCUCGUAGAGGACAGCCUCCCAUUUGACAUUGUCCUAGGAAUGGAUUGGGGAGAGGCAGUCGGGGCCACGCUCCAUUUGAAGGAGAACAAGUGUUGGCUCCCUAGUUCGUCAGACGAGGCCAAGACUGCCCGCCUGUUCCAUGUGUCAAGGGUAGAGAAUUCCUUGGCGCACUGCUGCCUUAGUGCCCCCGCGUUCGCCAGACUGGUGAAGAAGGAGGGAUUGGAGGAACAGGUCUUUGUUGCCUAUGUUAGGCCAGUGACUGAGCCUACGGAGGAAAAGUUGAUGGACCCCGUGAUUGCCAAGCUGCUGGAAGAGUUUAAGGAUUUGACUGAGACGCCGACAGGCACGGUGCCGCGGCCCAUCCAGCACCGUAUUGAGAUAGAGCCUGGCAGUAGAACUCCUAAGGGUGCGGUGUAUAGAAUGUCCCCGCAGGAGUUAGAGGAGCUGCGGAAACAGUUGGACGAGCUCCUUGAAAAGGGUUGGAUUAGGCCCAGUUCGUCUCCUUUUGGAGCCCCUGUUCUCUUUGUACCUAAGAAAGAGGGAGAGCUAAGGAUAUGUACAGACUAUAGGGGUCUGCAUGCCAUCACAGUGAAGAAUGCUGAGCCACUGCCUAGGAUAGACGAUCUCUUAGAUCGAGUGCAGGGGGCGAAGUAUUUCUCCAAGAUAGAUUUGAAGUCCGGAUAUCAUCAGAUAGAGGUACAUCCUGAUGAUCAGUACAAGACGGCCUUCCAGACUAGAUAUGGGCACUACGAGUUCAUAGUGAUGCCCUUUGGACUAACCAACGCGCCAGUUACGUUCCAGUGUUGACCCUCGAAGAGCAUCAUGGUCAUCUCAGGCAAGUUGAGGGAAGCUAACUUCAAGAUCAAUGCAAAGAAGUGCGAUUGGGCAAAGACCCAAGUUUUGUACCUAGGCCACAUCUUAGACGGAGACGGCGUUAAGCCAGAAGAUAGCAAGAUCGCAGCGAUUAGAGAUUGGCCCACGCCACGUACGCUCACAGAGUUGCGCUCGUUUCUGGGCCUAGCUAACUACUAUAGGAAGUUCGUGAGGAACUUCUCCACCAUCGCUGCGCCCCUUCGCAGAUUGCUGAGAAAAGAGACAAUCUCGAAGUGGGACAAGGACUGCACGUCUGCCAUGAAAAAGCUAAAGCAGGCAUUGAUAGAGUAUCCGGUCCUUAAGGUCGCCGAUCCGUCCUUGCCUUUUGUCGUUACUACGGAUGCUAGCCAGUACGGCAUAGGCGCAGUGUUACAGCAAGACGAUGGCAAUGGCUAUAGACCCGUAGAGUUCAUGUCCGCCAGGAUGCCUUCAGAGAAGGUCGCGACAUCUACCUAUGAAAGGGAACUCUACGCUCUCAGGCAAACCUUAGACCAUUGGAAGCACUACUUGCUUGGGAGGCACUUCAAAGUCUAUUCUGACCAUGAGACAUUACGAUGGUUAAAGACGCAGGCCAAGAUCACACCUAAGCUUACUAGGUGGGCCACAGAGAUAGAUCAGUAUGACUUUGAGCUCAAGCCUGUCAAAGGGAAGUACAACGUAGUCACGGAUGCUCUAGGUAGGAGAGCGGAUUACUUUGGGGCAAUAGUACAUUACCUCGAUAUAGGGAAGGACCUGCAGCAGAGGGUUAGAGAAGCUUACGCGCAGGACCCUAUCUAUAGUGAGCUCCUUAAGAAAGUCAAGGAGGCCCCAGAGACUGAACCGAAUUACCGCACUACCGAAGGGUUGCUUUUUGAGAAGACUAAUGUGUCUGACCGCCUGUGCAUCCCCAAUAGCGAAGAGAUUCGUAGUCUGAUUCUGGGCGAAUGCCAUGACACAAAGGGUCAUUUUGGUUGGCAAAAGACUUUAGCCAAUCUUAUGCGUGCGUAUACCUGGCCAGGGAUGAAGAAUGACUGCGUAGAGUAUGUUCGCAGUUGCAAAGUCUGCCAGUGUAAUAAUAGUUCUACGCGCGCCCCGCUAGGUCUUCUCAGACCUUUGCCCAUUCCGGAUCAGCCGGGAGACUCAGUGUCAAUCGAUUUCAUGGACACUCAAGUCAAGAGCAGGCAUGGCAAAAGCCAAGUCAUGGUCAUAGUUGACCGCUUUAGCAAGUACGCAGUUUUUGUUCCUUUGCCUUCUUAGGCGCGUACUGAUUUAGUCAUACAGAGGUUCUUUGACUGUUGGGUUAGUGAGAACGGAAUCCCGAUGUCAAUAGUUAGUGAUAGAGAUAGUCGUUUCACCAGCCAGAACUGGCAUGAACUCAUGGGAGUGUAUGGAUCCAAGUUGUUGAUGUCGUCCGGACGUCAUCCAGGGACUAACGGUCGGACGGAGCAAAUGAACAAGAUCCUACAGC